Molecule: messenger RNA, 1626 nt
Organism: Hirundo rustica (Barn swallow)
Lineage: Eukaryota; Metazoa; Chordata; Aves; Passeriformes; Hirundinidae
Gene: SPMIP4
Product: sperm microtubule inner protein 4
Cellular component (GO): centrosome
Source: RefSeq, a predicted model, not a curated record
AUGAUGCUAUUGCAUAACCUGCCCUAAUACUACCAAAAAAAUGAGGGACCUGAAGUCCUAGCAAGAGCCUGCAAUUCGAAUAAGUACUAACUCCCUUUCAAAUUUCUUGUGUGUCCAACUGUCUCAAAAGACAGAUAUAAAGAGUUCAGGAAAUUCCUUCAUUGCUGCAAACUUCCUUGAGGAGCAGAAAGGAAGCAUGGAGGAAUUGCUCUACAUGUACUGCCAGAAGACAACUGAGCAAGGCAAAAUUCUCCAUGUACCUUUUCUGUUUUCAGACUCUUGUCAGUGAAAAGCACCAUGCAGUUCAUCUGGAUUCUAGGCCCUCCUACUGAACAACACUAUGAUGCCACUCAGCUGCAAAAACAACAAAAAAGUGAUGUGUGUAUGAAUGAUGAACUACCACUGUGCCUGCCAUUUCCCCCCUCUCAUUUCUACCCUACACACAUUUCUUGGUACACCAUGUUCCCAAACUUCACAUCACCUGAGGGUUGAGACACUGGGAUCAAUUCAAACAGUCAUCCUUUCCAAACCAUAAUCUCUAGCAAGGCUUUUGACAUGAUUGUUCUGAGGAAGACAAGAGAAAACUAUCUUGGCGAAUCAUCAGAGACCAAAAUCUAUUUCCAGCAAAGUUUAACAGGUUCAGAAUUACCAGAAAAUGCACUUUCCAAGUUUGUCGAAGAAAAUGGUCAAAUAUAUUAUCCAAAUCCUCCAAAGAUAGUGGCCCCCAACCCCAUUUAAGAGGUCAAAUAUACCUUUCCUCCAAGAAUAACCAAUGUGCUACAAAACACUGAAAGGGUUCUGGAGAUCACAACAGACAGUCAGGUCUUCACAGUUGCAAUAUAUCACCUUAUCCUGGGUAACUGUUACAUAAAAGCAGUUUGCAGAUUGACUGGAGAACUAGGUGAAGACACAGGACUAAUGAAUACUGCAUUUACUAAGAAUUUCACACUUCCACCACAAUUGGCACCAACACACAACAGCAAUUCAAAAGACCUUUUGCCUUGGGUAGCAUGUGUAACUGUUCAUAAAAUGAGUUGGCAGCUCUCAUGUGAAUGGGGCAGCACUACAGAGGAUGAAAUAAACAUUUCUGCUGUUCUGUCACAAGUGAGACCUCCUGAAAGGUGCACUGCAUGCUUACUUCAAGGUGAACAUCCCCAUGAAUCAAUUCUGCAAGAACAGCAGCAGCUUUCAGGAAGGCCCAAAUUUUAAUCCCUUCCAAAAUCUGCAUGUUCACUUUCCUACAAAGACUUCAAGCCCAGAUAUUUGGAUCAACAUACAAUAUGGGAAAACACAGCCAGCACGCCAAGCUUACCACUGGAUAUAAUGCAUAAGGAAAGUGGAAUUUUGUUGCAUGGACUUUGGCAUCAAGAAACGUGUCUGCCUGCAUGGAGACCAGAGGAUGGACCAAGAGAAUGGAUCUAGAUGUGAAUGCCUGAAUGGAUCCCUAGAUGUGAAGUUCCUCAGCACCAGACAGUGCUGAUGGAGCUGCAAUAUUCCUUCUCUAAGACAGCAGCACAAAAACAUUUAUGUGAUUCUGCAAAAGGAGAGAGAAAAAAUCUCACAGAUAACACUACUGAGAGAAAGAGACACAAGACCUAUGGUUUCAAUGCUUUUUUAUUUCCUUAA